Molecule: messenger RNA, 291 nt
Organism: Strongylus vulgaris
Lineage: Eukaryota; Metazoa; Nematoda; Chromadorea; Rhabditida; Strongylidae
Source: the annotation of a GenBank genome assembly
GUUCGACCUGACGACCUUUCGCGUUACUUGGAGGACAUGCGUAAGAAGGGUUACACAGUAGUUGCUGCGGAACAGACUACAGACAGUGUACCGUUACAUAAGUACAAAUUCCCACUGAAGACAGUAUUGUUGCUUGGCGAUGAGAAGGAAGGAGUACCAGUGCAACUUCUGCGAAAUGUUGAUCAAACUGUUGAGAUAGAACAGCUUGGACAAACACGCAGUCUGAAUGUCCAUGUUUCCGCUGCACUUUUCAUUGCAAAAUAUGCUGAGCAAAUACUGUUUUCUGAUUAG